Protopolystoma xenopodis is the source of this 699-nucleotide messenger RNA. NCBI's taxonomy places the organism in Eukaryota, Metazoa, Platyhelminthes, Monogenea, Polystomatidea, Polystomatidae. The record is from the annotation of a GenBank genome assembly.
AUGAAGGGAUUUAUUCUCCGUUUUUUUGAAGGCAUUUUUUAUGCUUGCUUGUUGAAGCUUUCAUUUGACAUGCCAUUGCGUCUACACUUCUUUUCAGUAGUGCUACUUCUUUCCUUCCGAACUUGUUCUACGUACGAUGUAAUCUUUGCCAUAAAUUGUGGAGGUGGUGCUCAUGUUGAUAGCAACGGUAUUUCAUACGAUCCAGAUACUCUUGAAACUGGAAUUGCAUCCAGCCAUGGACUUUCCUUAGCUAUUAUGCGAGUAAAUGAAUUGGACCGCAGGCUUUACCAGACAGAACGAUAUAGCACUGACAGCUUUUCCUAUAAACUUCCAGUUCCGCCGGAUGGGGAUUAUGUCUUAGUUCUGAAGUUUUCAGAAGUUUGGUUCAGAGAUCCCGGUCAGAAGGUUUUUGAUGUCAAAAUUAAUGAUGAUAUCUCGCUAAUCAAGAAUCUGGACAUUUAUGCAAGUGUUGGAUUUGCCACAGCUCAUGAUGAACGGUUUCAAUUGAAAUUUCUAAAUGGAAACCUAUACGUUCAAGAUGAAUCUACUGUGCUUUCUGUGGAUCAUUUUACCGUAGAUUUCAAGAAGGGUGCACGAGAUAAUCCGAAGAUAAACGCUAUUCUUCUUCUCAGAGGCUACCUUGAUGGAACUGGACCGUCAGCCCUCUUUGACUUUACCUCCAAAGUCAUGUCUUCAUGA